This is a messenger RNA of Bombus terrestris (buff-tailed bumblebee), 3056 nucleotides long. It is a transcript of the gene Non1, whose product is annotated as nucleolar GTP-binding protein 1. Gene Ontology annotation, cellular component: nucleolus. Bases 182 to 2095 code for a protein of 637 amino acids. Gene Ontology annotation, molecular function: GTP binding; GTPase activity; RNA binding. The transcript is spliced from 9 exons. Gene Ontology annotation, biological process: ribosomal large subunit biogenesis. NCBI's taxonomy places the organism in Eukaryota, Metazoa, Arthropoda, Insecta, Hymenoptera, Apidae. The record is from RefSeq and is a predicted model, not a curated record.
AAAUGUAACCUUUCUGGUGUAACUUGAUGUAACAUGUAACCAGUACCUGACAGUACCAUUAGUCUCUUACGUUUGCCGCCAGAGCGCUGAUAUCGCAACUAAAGUUGUGUUCAUAUGACGAAUGAUGUAAAAUUUCGUGUAAGAUUUUGAUAAAACGAUAAGUUGAAAGAACAACUCAAUAAUGGCGUUAUACAAUUUCAAGAAAAUCGCGGUUGUACCUACCGCAAAGGACUUUAUUGAUAUAAUUUUAUCAAAAACUCAACGCAAAACUCCAACCGUUAUACACAAAAAUUAUAAAAUUGCGAGGAUACGUGCAUUUUAUUUGCGUAAAGUGAGGUUUACGCAACAAAACUUUCAUGACAGAUUAUCUCAAAUUAUACAGGAAUUUCCUAAGCUAAAUGAUGUUCAUCCAUUUUAUGCUGAUUUAAUGAACGUCCUUUAUGACAAAGAUCAUUACAAAUUAGCUCUUGGUCAAAUAAAUAUAGCGAGACAUUUAAUCGAUAAUGUAGCCAAGGAUUAUGUCCGUUUGAUGAAAUAUGGAGACUCUCUAUACCGUUGUAAACAAUUGAAAAAAGCUGCUUUAGGACGUAUGGCAACAAUUAUGAAGAGGCAAGCAGCAAAUCUGGCAUAUUUAGAGCAAGUUCGUCAGCAUUUAGCCCGAUUACCUAGUAUAGAUCCUUAUACGCGCACUAUAAUAAUAUGUGGCUUCCCAAAUGUUGGUAAAAGCAGUUUCAUUAACAAGAUAACUCGCGCUGAUGUUGAAGUUCAACCAUAUGCAUUUACAACAAAGUCAUUAUACGUUGGUCAUACGGAUUACAAAUAUUUAAGAUGGCAAGUGGUUGAUACACCUGGAAUUCUAGAUCAUCCACUUGAAGAAAGAAACGUAAUAGAAAUGCAGGCAAUAACUGCACUCGCGCAUUUACGAGCAGCUGUACUUUACUUUUGCGAUAUAUCGGAACAAUGUGGUCAUAGUUUAGACGAGCAGGUGAAACUAUUUGAAUCGAUUAAACCUCUGUUUGCUAACAAACCUUUGACAGUUGUGGCAAAUAAAUCGGAUAUUUUGCGUCUGGAUGAACUUUCGCCCGAAAAACAAGCUCUUUUAAAGUCGUUAGAGGAUAAAGAUGUCCCAGUGUUGGAAAUGAGUACAAUUACUGAUUUUGGUGUAAUGGACGUGAAAAUACAAGCGUGUGAACGUUUGUUAGCUUUCCGUGUUGAUCAGAAGAUAAGAACGAAAAAGGUAGAGGGACUGCUUAAUCGUUUACACGUUGCACAACCUGUGCCGAGAGACGAUAAAAUUCGCGCUCCUUGUAUUCCUGAGAGCGUUUUAAGAAAGAGGAAGGAAGGAUUAAAGAUAAAACGAAAAUUAGAGCGAGAAAUAGAGGAAGAAAUGGGAGACGAUUAUGUACUUGAUUUGAAGAAGAAUUAUGACAUCGAGGGCGAUCAAAAAUAUGAUGUUAUUCCAGAAAUUUGGGAAGGACACAAUAUCGCUGAUUACAUCGAUCCAGAAAUAUUUAAUAAAUUAAAUGACCUGGAAAAAGAGGAGCAGCUUCGCGAAGAGGCGGGAAUGUACGAUUAUAAAGUGGCUGAGUUGUCCGAAACGAUGCAAGAAAUUGUACAAAUGGCUAAGCAAAUUCGAGAUAAGAAGGCUAUUAUGAAAGACGAAGCCCGAAUACUGAAGGCUUCUACAAAGCCUGUAAUGCCGCGCACAGCAGCGGCGAAACUUCGAGACAGAUCGGUAUCGAAAUUGAAAGAACAAAUGGAAGACUUGGGUAUCGAUAUGGAAGACACAGAAAAUGCGCACUUUACCAAGACUAGAGGACGUGCAAGGUCUCUAUCGCAACCAGCUAGGAAACGUAUGCGACUGCAAUCCGAGUCUCAAUCAAGAGCUCGAAGUAGUUCAAAACCUGCUCGCGACGAAAUGGGUGUAAAGGAUUCGACGAUGAAGACUAAAUUAAAGAACAUUGCGCAUAAAGCUUUGAAGAAAAAGAUCGCGAAGAAGGGAUUGAAAGGAGAAGCAGAUCGAUUCAUCGGCACGAAAAUGCCAAAACAUUUGUUUUCGGGAAAACGAGGUGUUGGAAAAACAGACAGGAGAUAGUGGUAUUUCGAAAUUGUUAUUUUCGAAAAUCUUUUCCAAAUUUUCAUUGAAUCGAUGAUUCAUUUCCCAUGUAUUGCGUGAAUAAAUCGACGUUGCUUCGUAAUUACGAUAGUAUCCGUAAAAGGUUAGUUAAACUCGCUGAAAGAUAAUGUGCAACAAUGUGAAUGAAUUGUCUUAGAUUGCAUAAUUUAGUGCCAGUAAACCGACCUUUGGCUUCGUACGUAGGGUAAGAAACAUCGCAUUCAGCGAAAGUUUAUUACUGUCGUAUGUUGAUAACCUUUUACAUGCUGCGGUAUUGAAAAGUUUGCCUUAUUCGUAGAUUCGUAUUUCUUCCUGUGUAACCUAUAUCGAAUGUGUCAUGUUGUGCAAUGCUUACUGUCGCUUCAUAUCAUUGUUGCGUUAGAAAAUCAAGUAACUCUUUAUGCCGGUUGUUGGAUAAAACAUUUUGUUCAAUCAAGAUCAGUUAUGGAUUAUUUGGUUAUAAAUAAGGAAUAAAAUUUUAUUUUACAUCAUCGAUAGUAGUCGAUUAGACAAAUACAUGUAACGCGAGGUUACGAUUAUGGUGCGUGAUCGAAAUUGACUCAGCGAACGAUACAUGUUUGCAUCACGACAUGAGAACGCAUUUAAACUUUUGAUCGAGGUGCAGCGGAAGCAUUAUAAUUUCGGUUAUGCGUUUGUACAUUUACAACGAAGGCGAAACAGGGGAGUCUUCUGGGUGAUAGUCCAUAAAUGUUAUACAUAUAUAUAGUUGCAGGAGCAUUCGCGAGAUUUCCGCCGUGCACAAACUUCGGUUAUGCUACCAAGUUUCGAUCAAAUCCUCUGUACAACGUUAACAUAAUUUCAUUGGUAAAAAAAUGCACAAUCUUUCAAAGAUUCGUUCGAUAAUAUUUUAAUAUGUAAAAAGAUGUAACAGUUUCCAUCGUUCGAUAUUUGAUCGAACAAUAAAUUAUAAGCAAUUAAA